AUGGACGGCUUCGACCUUCUCGUCAUCAAUGGGCUCGUGGUGACCGCCUCCGACACCGCGAACUACGACAUCGCUAUCAAGGAUGGGAAGAUCGCGCUACUGGCUCCUCCGGGCGUACUGGGCACCAGUAGUGCGAAGAGGGUGAUUGAUGCCGAAGGUGGCUAUGUGAUGCCCGGUGGCAUUGAUUGCCAUGUGCAUCUCGAAGAGCCUGCGCUGUUCGGCGGCAAGGGCAGAAGCUCGGAUAACUUUGAGACGGGCACGAGGAGCAGCAUCUGUGGAGGGACCACGACGAUUGUGGCAUUUGCACCUCAGGCCAAAACCAUACCCUCGCUCCUCCAGGUCCUUGAAGAUACUCAGGCACGAGCCAAAGACAACUGCUACACUGAUUACUCAUUCCACAUGCUCGUCGGCCACCCGGGAGAACAGGCUCUGUCAGAAUUCCCACGUCUGCGCGAACUCGGCAUCUCCUCGCUCAAGAUAUACAUGACCUACGCGGCCCUGCAACUGCGAGACGACCAGAUCCUCGACGUGUUGCUGGCGUCGAGAAAGGAAGGGAUCACAACCAUGAUUCAUGCAGAGAACGGAGAUGUGUUGACUUGGAUGACCAAGAAGUUGGAGGAGAGGAAGCUGUAUGCUCCAAAGUACCACGCCACGUCUAGACCACAGAUCGUGGAGACGGAGGCGACAAAUCGGGCGAUUGCGCUAGCCGAGCUGAUGGACGCGCCGAUCCUUGUUGUGCAUGUCUCGUCCCCCAGCGCCGCAGCCCACCUUCGUAACGCCCAGACUCGUGGACUUCCCGUAUACGCCGAGACAUGCCCACAAUAUCUCUUCCUGACCCAGGCGGACCUGGAUAAACCAGGCUUCGAGGGCGCAAAGUGCGUCUGUUCCCCUCCGCCUCGCGAGUCUGCCCAUGACCACGACGCCAUCUGGAUAGGUCUCGCCAACGGUACAUUCACAGUGCUCUCCUCCGACCACUGCCCCUUCAUGUACGAAGACUAUGAGAAGGGCAAGAAAUCCAUCAUCAGCGAGGAGUACCCCGAGGGCCGAUUCAGUGGCAUUCCCAAUGGGUGCCCCGGGAUCGAGACCCGCCUUGCACUGACGCUGAGCGCGAACAGACUGCCGCUGCAAAAAUUCGUGGAAGUGACCAGCACAAAUGCAGCUCGCCUGUACGGAUUGUAUCCACAAAAAGGCACAAUUUUACCAGGCGUCAGCGAUGCAGACCUCACAAUCUGGUAUCCACCAGGCAAGUUGGGGACGUUCAAACUCACUAAUUCCAUGCUCCAUCACAAUGUGGACUAUACCCCCUUCGAGGGGAUGGAGCUCAAUCAGUGGCCAAGGUACACCAUUCUCAGAGGUGAGGUUGUGUGGGACAGAGAUGGUGGUGGGCUGCUCGGCAAGAAAGGGUACGGUAAGUUCGUCGCGAGAGGGAAGAGCACGCUCCCGGGGCCCAGACAGGCCGGUGAAUGGGACGUGAGCGUUUUCUAA
Molecule: messenger RNA, 1485 nt
Organism: Cladophialophora psammophila CBS 110553
Lineage: Eukaryota; Fungi; Ascomycota; Eurotiomycetes; Chaetothyriales; Herpotrichiellaceae
Product: dihydropyrimidinase
Exons: 4
Coding region: 1-1485 (494 amino acids)
Cellular component (GO): cytoplasm
Molecular function (GO): hydrolase activity, acting on carbon-nitrogen (but not peptide) bonds
Source: RefSeq, a predicted model, not a curated record